Molecule: messenger RNA, 5286 nt
Organism: Gopherus flavomarginatus (Mexican gopher tortoise)
Lineage: Eukaryota; Metazoa; Chordata; Testudines; Testudinidae
Gene: ESR1
Product: estrogen receptor 1
Exons: 9
Coding region: 32-1801 (589 amino acids)
Biological process (GO): regulation of DNA-templated transcription; steroid hormone receptor signaling pathway
Cellular component (GO): nucleus
Molecular function (GO): zinc ion binding; DNA-binding transcription factor activity; sequence-specific DNA binding
Source: RefSeq, a predicted model, not a curated record
ACUCAACUGCAGAUGUAUCCUGAGGACUGGCAUGACCUGGCAACAGCUGAUCUACAUGUCACUGCCAGGUGGACUAUCAGCUGUUGAUCCCUCUGCUGACAGUAAAAACAGACAUGCCAGUUGCUUGCUGCCAAUAACAAUGACCAUGACCCUUCAUACCAAAACCUCCGGCGUUGCCCUGCUGCACCAGAUUCAAGGCACUGAACUGGAGACUUUGAGCAGACCUCAGCUGAAGAUUCCCCUGGAUCGGUCGCUCAGUGAGAUGUAUGUGGAGAGCAACAAGACAGGGGUUUUUAACUACCCAGAAGGCACCACUUAUGACUUUGCCACUGCCGCUCCUGUGUACAGCUCUACUAGCCUCAGUUAUGCCCCUGCUUCUGAAUCAUUUGGGUCCAGCAGUCUGGGAGGGUUUCAUUCGCUGAACAAUGUCCCUCCAAGCCCCGUGGUAUUCUUACAAACGGCGCCACAGCUCUCGCCCUUCAUUCAUCACCACAGCCAACAGGUACCCUACUACCUUGAAAACGAUCAGAGCAGCUUUGGGAUGAGAGAAGCUGGCCCCCCAACUUUCUACAGGUGUUUAUUACCCGCAGCUGAAAUACCACUGAAGACAACCAUGACUGAAGGGCUCUCCGCCGAAUUGCCGCUGAACUCCUGGACAGGGCACAAUGACUACAUGUGUCCUGCUACUAACCAGUGCACCAUCGACAAGAACAGGAGAAAGAGCUGUCAGGCCUGUCGGCUGAGAAAGUGCUAUGAAGUUGGAAUGAUGAAAGGUGGGAUCCGAAAAGACCGCAGAGGCGGGCGUAUGCUGAAACACAAACGUCAAAGAGAGGAGCAGGAUGCCAGGAAUGGUGGGACUUCUUCUACUGAGAUGAGAACCCCCACCCUCUGGACAAGUCCUCUUAUGAUUAAGCAUAGCAAGAAGAACAGUCCAGCUUUGUCCCUUACAGCAGAGCAGAUGGUUAGUGCCUUGCUGGAAGCUGAACCACCCAUAGUCUAUUCAGAGUAUGAUCCUAACAGACCUUUCAGUGAAGCCUCCAUCAUGACCCUGUUGACCAACCUUGCAGACAGGGAACUGGUGCACAUGAUCAACUGGGCAAAAAGGGUCCCAGGGUUUGUAGAUUUAACACUCCAUGAUCAGGUACAUCUACUGGAAUGUGCCUGGUUAGAGAUACUGAUGAUUGGCUUAAUCUGGCGUUCAAUGGAACAUCCAGGAAAACUCUUAUUUGCACCUAAUCUAUUACUGGACAGGAAUCAAGGGAAGUGCGUAGAGGGCAUGGUGGAGAUCUUUGACAUGCUGCUGGCCACUGCUGCUCGGUUCCGUGUGAUGAAUCUCCAGGGGGAGGAAUUUGUGUGCCUUAAGUCAAUCAUCUUGCUCAAUUCAGGUGUAUAUACAUUUCUUUCCAGCACCUUGAAAUCUUUGGAAGAGAAGGAGCAUAUUCAUCGUGUUCUGGACAAAAUCACAGAUACGUUGAUUCAUUUAAUGGCCAAGUCAGGUCUCUCUCCAGAUCAGCAACACAGACGACUGGCUCAGCUCCUCCUCAUACUCUCCCACAUCAGGCACAUGAGCAAUAAAGGGAUGGAGCACCUAUACAACAUGAAGUGCAAAAAUGUAGUCCCUCUUUAUGAUUUAUUGCUGGAAAUGCUAGAUGCUCACCGAUUGCAUGCCCCAGCCACCAAAAAUGCUCCCCAGACGGAAGAAGAGAAUCGGAGCCAGUUGACAACUGCAUCAACUUCAUCACAUUCCUUGCAGUCCUUUUAUGUAAACAGGGAAGAUGAGAAUUUGCAAAAUACAGUAUGAGGGUUCACAUGUUAAAAAAGCCUAUAAGGUUCUGAGAAUCCCAACAGCAUACUAUCUAGUUCAUACAUCACUUUAGCUACAUUGCCACAUGUGUAAACACUCCAAUAGGCACCAGUGAUUUCCAGUCUGACUGUUCAUUGAUCACUUGCUAAAAUCCUUAAUGGAAGAGGUUUUGUUAUUACAGAUGGCCUGCAAGGAUGGGAGGCCAACUUAAUUUGAACUGGCUCUUAUUUACCCCAUGCAUUAAUUAGGGUGGGGAUUCCUGUAGCCUUGGUCAGGCCAAGAUUUUGGGCUUUGUUGACCGUUUGCUGGGAAUCAUUUGAGCCUGGGCCUGAGCUGAGUUUGAGUAAUUGAUGUUUCCACUGUAAGGUUGAGUGGCUCCAGGAUGAGCCACAAGGAAGCCCCACUAAAGACUAGUUACACAGCUCAGAUCUUGGUAGAUUCCAGCCUGUCAUAUUCGCACAAAGUACUCCUUUCUGAAAGUAAUAUUGUUUUAAAAUUUCCCUUACUGGCUGACAUCAGCAGAUGUUUCCCCCUUCAAGAAUACAUAGAAUUUAUAUCCAGUUGCGGUUAUAUCAUCCAAUGGGCAUACUGGAUUGAAUGCACUCAAUCUUCUCUGAUCUCAGUCCCUGGGGUGGGUAGUACUUCGAUGGGAAGCCAGCUGGGAAACGUGUGCCUUUCUGUGGAUGUGGUGCCAUUGCCUUUAAUAUUAAUAAGUGUUGUCAAACUCUAUUGAACUCACCCAUCCAUUUAUUUUGAGGAAGCUUUAUGGCUUGUGUUAUACAGGAGGUCAGACUAGAUGAUCAAAAUGGUCCCUUUGGGCCUUGGAAUCAUGAAUGUAUGUAAUUUCCACUGAUACUAAUAGGAGUUUAAACCACUUACGAAGGGCAUCUAAUAAAGGGGAAGAUAAACUUUAAUCUUCCCUGUACUGGGUACCAUUAAAAAUUAGGUAUUUACCACCCUUUCUAGUUCAGUUGAUUGCAGUAUCUCACAUUCUAAUUAAACAUUGCAAUAGAUGAUCAUUUCUAAUGGUCUCCACUGCAACAAAAGUAGAACUCCUUGUAUGCUGAUAAACAACUCGCAGUAGGGAAGAACAGACAUAGAGAGGGACAGUACAAGUUUACGCUGCAAGCCAAGGCCUAAUAUACCCUCAGGCAUGUGCAUCUUGACUUCAGUGGAAGCUGGUGGGGGAGGGGGGAAGGACGGGAGGAGGUAUAUAUCAGAACACAGACUUUAGUUCUAAAUCUGCAGGUAACUACUAGCUGCAUGUGUGGUAUUUUUUUCAGACUCCCUAGGAAGCUGGUGAGCUCUCAACUUGUGAAGCGCUUUCAUCUCAUCUUAAUUUAACAACCCUCUUGCUAAUGCAGAUCACUAGUUUCGUUUCCAGUAGCCUCAUUUUUUUGUGACUAUGAUAAAGCACUUGUCUUUGUGCUUAUGCAGAGAAAGCAUUGGUCUUUCUUUGCAAUUCAUUACCCAAAGCCACUGGGGGCUCCUAAGUGCCUUGUCCAAAAUGUACACAUUUUUAUUUUCAUUUUGUAGCAAUUUUUUUUUUGUUGAGAAAAUCUUGGUGUACUGUAUAUUAUGGACAUAAAUAAGCAGAGGUGAAGAUCUGAAUGGGCCAUAGGAAUCUUAUACCUAAGUUUAAAAGACAAAUGUCACCGAAUUGUAGCCCAGAGUUGCCCAUCAAAUAUAGUGUGUUAACAACUUCCAUGUUCUUUGUAAUAAACUAGACAGAGCUCCUCUAAACUUCACAGUAUCUAAAUUAAUGGCUCCUUCCUUGGUUCUCCCAACAAAUAAGCACACUGGGUCAAAUUAAUCCUUGGAUGAAUUUAAAUAAAUGAAUUUGGGCCAUGGUUGGCAUCUGGAAACAGAGGGCUGGAUUCUGAUACUUUCGCUGUGGUGAGUAGCACCCUCAGCUGCAAAUUGUCCACUGAAGUCAAUGAGCCUGCAUAUAGAAUAAAGUGCUACCCAACAUAAGGAAGGGUACCAAAACAUGGCCUAGACUAUUAAAAAUGAUUUGGCAAAUAGAGGUGCACACCAGCAAUUUGGGAUUCUUUGUUAGCCUUGGCCUUUGCAAUAAGACCUCAUUUAGUUCAAAUAUACAUUGUAACAAAAGCAGUGGGAGCCCAAGAAAGAAAAAUAAUGAUUUCCCACAAUACAUACUUUUAACUCGGAGGCAGUGUCUGUGAUUGACAUCAUUAACUUGUUCAAAACUUAAUUUUUUCUUAAAAAGCACCUUAAAUAAUGUUAUAUAUAAAAGAUGCAUUGCUCACAUAUCAGACAAUUGAAUGUAGCCAUUCAGUAAACCCAGUUGACAAAGUCUAUAAUACAUAAAACAAAAUAUGUUUUCAUAUGCUUUUGAGGUACCAUAUUACAUAUGUAGUUAUUUGUGCCUGAGGCUAACUGAUUGUUAGCUUAUAUGAUGAUUAUAUUUCAUAUAUACUUUUAUAUUUGCAGUAGAUAAGCCAGCACUAACUGCAAUACCUAGUACUGGAUAUGAAAAAGAAAAAUAAUAUCCUGUAGUGACUACAUAUGAGAAGGAAAAAUAUUCAGGGAAGCUAAUUAUGCUUUUACCAAACAAUAAUAGAGCAGAUGAACUUGCUUUGCAUAGCAAACCUGUUGCCAUUCAAAUAACAGUCAUUUUAAGAAGUUCAGGGCACAUGUGAAAGUAGUAAUGUGAACUUGCAGACUGUCUCAGGUAAAACUCCUAUGAAAGACAACAGGAGUGGUUCUGAAGUAAAAAUAAAACAAACAAACAAACAAAACAGGAGCAAUUUCUUGGUGUUUGUGGUGACUUUCCUGAUUUUUCCUUCUUGUACAUUUAAGAGGUUGGUAGAUUAGAAAACGUGUCACUAAGGAAGAAAGAACAAAUAGCUUACAUUUCUACUGAUAAUGCAAGGUCAGUAUGUUUUGCAGUGGAAGCAGUAGGUCUCAUACUGGAGUCAUGAUCUAUUUCAAUAAUUGAUUACCGCUAUUUUAAUUCUUAAAGAGUUGUGCCAAAAAUGAAACCAAACAUCUAAGCAUUAGAACUGUUUCCACCAAAAUCCUGCCUCACUGAAGUCAAUCUAACUACAGACUUAAAUGGGAACAAGAUAAGUCCCUGUUCUUGUGUGUGUGUGUGUGUAUGUGUGUGUGUGUGUGUGUGUGUAUAUAUAUAUAUAUAUAUAUAUAAUAUCCUGCUUUUAAAACUAGGAUGCAACCCAAUUUAAAACUAGCAGGAUUGUGUGGAUGCAAACACUAAGAUAAUGACAGCAGAAUUAGUGUGAUCAAUUACUCUACAUUAUGUCAGCUAUUUUGAAAGCUAUUUACAAAUAUAUUACAUCUUUACAAACUGAAUAUUUUUGUAUUUAUGAAGUUAAGGCCAGGUCUUAAUGCAUAGUAUGCGUAGCUAGUACCCAAAAAUAUACCACAAUUUCAGAUUGCCUUCAGUGAUUUAAAUGCUGGGUACCAAAAAUUCAUAUUUCAUUAAAAACCUUUUCUUUCUA